GCCUACCUAGUUCUUAUUGUUUCUCCACCGUGGAACGAUGCCGCGUCAUCUCGAGAAUAUUCCCUAAUACCGAGCUCAUGGAGAUCCAAUCAGGAAAUCCCUUUCAACCCACGGUUUGAGCUCCAUCGGCGUCUCAGGUUUACACGCCGUCACCGGAUGACAGGAGAGCUCAGCCAAUGCUCAUAACAGACAUGAACCAGUGGCUCUGGUACUCCGCAGCAUGCAUGAAUCCCCAUCGUACAACGGUAACAAGGUACCUACCUAGGGAAAAUGCCCCUGUUUUGCGGCAAUACGGAGAAGGAACUUGGUUCUUCCAUUUUGGGGUCGGGGUCCUCUGCGUCUCCAUUUCCGGCCAUUGUUGUUUCUUUUUUUUUCUCCCUCCUCCCCGUCUUCCUCUCGAACACCUACUGUAUUUUUUUUCUACGUCCUCUAGCAGGCAUCGUUCUUAUCCAUUCGCUUACAGCUCAUCUCUCAGAAGAUCACUCGUAAAUAUAUAUCUUUGACAGAUCUUUUUUUUCCCUUUUCGUUCUCCUCUCGCAUCAACUGGAUUGAUCAGCUACUGCAUAACUAGUAGCUAUAACUCAAACUUACCUUACCUUAUUUCUACUACGGAGUACC
Penicilliopsis zonata CBS 506.65 is the source of this 618-nucleotide messenger RNA. RefSeq lists its product as hypothetical. The record is from RefSeq and is a predicted model, not a curated record. The transcript has 3 exons. Bases 177 to 503 code for a protein of 108 amino acids. NCBI's taxonomy places the organism in Eukaryota, Fungi, Ascomycota, Eurotiomycetes, Eurotiales, Aspergillaceae.